Messenger RNA from Triticum aestivum (bread wheat), 547 nucleotides. RefSeq names its product late embryogenis abundant protein 2. The transcript is spliced from 2 exons. Bases 110 to 385 code for a protein of 91 amino acids. Gene Ontology annotation, cellular component: mitochondrion. The record is from RefSeq and is a predicted model, not a curated record. Gene Ontology annotation, biological process: response to stress. NCBI's taxonomy places the organism in Eukaryota, Viridiplantae, Streptophyta, Magnoliopsida, Poales, Poaceae.
UGUUCCUCUGUCCCACCUGAAACCGCAAACCAAAAGAAAAGAAAGGGAGAGCAAACAACGCGACGGAAGUGAAGCCUAGAAUCGUCUUCGUUCGUCCGAUCCUGAUCAGAUGGCCCGGGUUGCGUCCAGCUGUGCCGCCCUUGUGGCGCAAAGGAGGGGAUUUUCCGCCGCGAUAACCGCAAUCGAUGUGUCGGUGAAGAAGGUCGAGGAGAAGGCGGUGAAGCUGGGUAUGGCGGCGACGGAGGACACGACGGAGGACAAGACGGCGUUCUGGGAGCCGGACCCCAAGACCGGCGACUACCGGCCGGUGACCGGCACCAAGGAGGUGGAUCCGGCCGACCUGCGCGCCGAGGUGCUCAAGCGGAGGUUGCUGCAGCAGCAGUGAUGCGCGUGCUGCAAACACGCUGCCGGCCCAGGUUCAUACCGCCAUGUACAGCAAAACGUGAACGGGCGUGGUAACUAUAUUUACUAUGCGCCAUGUCGGACAACAACCUGUCAGGAAAUUGCUUCCUUUAACUCUAGCAAAUACUUACACUUUUACUUGUUC